AUGCGCCUCCCCGAAGCGGGCGGCGGGCGCGCUGCGAAUCGCCACCCCCGGAUUAUGUUGAUUUGCAUCCAUAACAUCCCUAAAACCUGGCUGAUAUACCCGCUGCUUGGCAAGCGCACCGGCAGCCCGCAACCUUACUCUCCCGUCUCUUCCACGCCUGGUGGAGGUGGUCCUCCUCGCCCCACAGCGAGUGCCGCGCGCAACUUGCCAGGGCUGCAACGUCCACACCCGCGGACGCCCAUCGCGUUCCUGUCGCCUCUGAACCUUCAGCGCCCUGAUGGCUCUGGGUUCGCGGCUCGCCCGCCGUCGACCGCCCGCUUUUGA
Colletotrichum orchidophilum is the source of this 324-nucleotide messenger RNA. RefSeq lists its product as uncharacterized. Lineage: Eukaryota; Fungi; Ascomycota; Sordariomycetes; Glomerellales; Glomerellaceae. The record is from RefSeq and is a predicted model, not a curated record. The coding region runs from base 1 to 324 and encodes 107 amino acids. The transcript is spliced from 2 exons.